This is a messenger RNA of Catharus ustulatus (Swainson's thrush), 8256 nucleotides long. RefSeq names its product neurotrypsin-like. Gene Ontology annotation, biological process: proteolysis. Lineage: Eukaryota; Metazoa; Chordata; Aves; Passeriformes; Turdidae. Gene Ontology annotation, cellular component: membrane. The transcript has 17 exons. The record is from RefSeq and is a predicted model, not a curated record. Bases 882 to 3350 code for a protein of 822 amino acids. Gene Ontology annotation, molecular function: serine-type endopeptidase activity.
GAAAAAUCUGGCAAAAUCAAGACAGACUCUAGUGAAUCAUAGACUUACUUAAUAGAACUAUGCAUAUAUGAGGGUGAGAAGAUGAGUACUGUUAAAUAGCAGAUUUAGAUAUUUACAGCUACUUCAAAUUUGCCCAUACAAAAAAGUUCAGGAUGUUUAACCUUAUCUGUAGAUACGUUACUGCUGUAGUUAUAUUGAUAUAAUUCCCUUUCAGGUCUUCCUCUCUACCUUGGAGAGUAGUCUUUAGAAGCUUUUGAGAAUAUGCGAUCAACCUCUCUCAGGGAGAGUCAUUACAUGUGUGAGAAGAACAGGGGAGUCUUGUUAAGAAGGAAAUCAUUCCAAAACAGGACCUGCCAGAGAGGAGUCACCUGGGGAACCCACUGUAUCUUUCCAGUUCAUCAUUUUUCCAGAAAGUGAAUACAGGCUUGGACUUCUAUUGCUUUUGGUGUACUGGUCUGUGUUUACUUUAAAAUUACUUUGUCAAUUAAAUAACUUUAUUUAGGAAAACUGCCAUGAGACGAGGCAACUUAGAAGGUACCAUGAGAGAAAUCCAGUGCAGACUUCUGAUAGAGGUGUUAAACUUGGUGCAUCAGAGCCUGAACAGGGAGUGUCUCAUGGGAUGGAGUUUGAAUGAGCAUCAACAAUCUCUAAAACAGCUUCUUUUUACCACUUAGUGAAUCCUGUGAAAGAUCCAGCAUGUAGGAAAUUUCAUUCCAUUUGAUGAGUGACAGAGGAUGAGGCAACACAAAACUGUCAUGUUAAAAAUGGAAAAGGCGUCCCGCUCCCUCCGGUGCCGAGCAGCUAGAGUGGGAAAGCAGAUCCUGGCGGCUGAACGAGAAUGUGAUGCUUGAAGAGCCUUCUGCUCGCUUUGUACACGAGGGAUGGAAAUCUCAAAAAUACUCGGGCUCCUGGUAGAGCUCUCAAGUCUGCUAUCCUGUCUCAGAUGUGUGGAGGCUUUCCUGGGAUCCAAGCCCAACCAAAACCAUUUGCAGAGUGCAGCGCCCAGCGUGUGUGCUGUGGGACCUCUCGGCUAUUACAAUGGCUCCCUGGCGGUCACCGAGGCCGGGGCAGAGUGCCUCAACUGGGCAGAGUUCCCUGAUUAUGUUCUGCAGUACCCAGACCGUGGCCUGGGGGACCACAACUACUGCAGGAACCCCGAUGGGGGAACGACGCCCUGGUGCUUCUACAGGCUCGUGUCUGGGGCUGUCGGCUGGGCCAACUGUGACUGUAACCAAGGUGCUGUGCGGUUGACUGAAGACAGUAGUGUGGAGCUGUACUUCAAUGGACUCUGGGGUACCAUCUGUGCUGACCACUGGACUGACUGGGAUGCCAGUGUUGUCUGCAGGCAACUAGGUCUCAGUGAGAUUGGCACAGCUGGGAAGAAGAGUCAUCCUGGACCAUGGCCUGUUCCCUUGCGCCUGCAGUCAGCAAACUGCCAUGGAGAUGAGGAAGCCCUGCUGCAGUGUGGCUAUCAGGAAGCUAUGUCAGGAGCUUGUAACCAGGGGAGUGCCGUGGUAACUUGUGUUCCUCCAGAAGGUGUAGGUGCCCCACUGCGCAUAGUUGGGGGAAAGGAGAGCUUUGAAGGGCGAGUGGAGGUUUACCAUGAUGGCAAGUGGGGAACCAUCUGUGAUGACCAGUGGGAUGACCGGGAUGCUGAAGUAGUCUGUAGACAGCUGGGACUCAGUGGGACCCCAAAAGCCUUGUCAUGGGCUCACUAUGGGCAGGGAUCUGGUCCAAUCCUGCUGGAUGAAGUGCAGUGCUCAGGGAAUGAACUCUCCCUUGAUCAGUGCAAGAAGAGUGACUGGGGACAGCAAAAUUGUGACCACAUUGAAGACGCUGGGGUCUCCUGUGACCCUUUCACAGAGGGCGCUGUCCGGCUGGCUGGUGGCCGCAGCCCCAGCGAAGGCAGGGUGGAAGUUUAUUACAAUGGAGACUGGGGCACAGUGUGUGAUGAUGGCUGGACAGACCUCAGUGCCCAGGUGGUCUGCAGGCAGCUGGGCUUCAGUGGUCCUGCUGCCCUGGCCUCUGAAGGAGACUAUGCUGCUGGCCAAGGCUUCAUUUUACUGGAUGAUGUGGCAUGUGUGGGGACAGAGCUGUCUCUCCUGGACUGUCCCCACAGCAACUGGGGGCAGCAUGACUGCUCCCAUGCUGAGGAUCUGGGAGUCCGCUGUUCCCCAGAAAGCAACAUGGUCAUGGAUGGCACCCUGGGGCCUCCUGUGCGGUUGGUGGAUGGAGAAAGCCCCAAGGAGGGUCGGGUUGAGGUACUGCUGAAUGGGCAGUGGGGCAGUGUCUGUGAUGAUGACUGGACAGAUAGAGAUGCCACAGUGGUUUGCAGGCAACUGGGAUUCAGUGGUACAGCAAAAGCCAGGGCAAUGGCUUAUUUUGGCGAAGGCCAUGGACCCAUCCAUCUGGACAACAUAGAAUGCAGUGGCAUGGAGCACACCUUGGGGCAAUGUGCCAUGCCUGACACCAGGAUUCACAGCUGCUGGCACAGUGAGGAUGCCGGGGUAAUCUGUGACUAUGUGGAAGAAAAGGUCAAAGACAUCAGGAGAACAGGUCCAGAGUCCAGUGUGUGUGGGAUGCGCCUGCUGCACCGUCGCAAGAAAAGGAUCAUAGGGGGAAACAAGUCUCUGAGAGGCAGUUGGCCGUGGCAGGCCUCACUGCGGCUGAAGGGUUUUCGUCGAGAUACUCGUCUGCUGUGUGGAGCAACACUGAUCAGCAGCUGCUGGGUGGUGACUGCAGCCCACUGCUUCAAAAGGUUUGGUGUUGAUGUGCGGCGCUACCUCCUGCGGGUGGGUGAUUACCACACAGGUGUGAAGGAUGAGUUUGAGAGGGAGCUGCCUGUGGAGCGGAUUGUCCUCCACAGGAACUACUGGGCUGGCAGCAAUGAUAAUGACAUAGCCCUGGUCCGGAUGCGGGGCAGAGAAGGGCACUGUCUCUCCUUCAAUCACCACGUUCUGCCCAUCUGCCUGCCUGACAGGAGAGAGAGGUCUGACAUCAACAGGCAAGCCUGCAUCAUCUCUGGCUGGGGAGACACAGGAAAGUCCUAUUCCAGAACCCUGCUGCAGGGGGUGGUGCCCCUUCUCCCACGGGAAGACUGUGAGGCUCGUUACGGGCAGAAGUUCACCAACCGCAUGAUUUGUGCUGGAAACCUCUCUGAAGAUAAACGGGUGGACAGCUGUCAGGGUGACAGUGGAGGGCCACUCAUGUGUCAGAGAUCAAAUGGACGCUGGAUCAUUUUGGGCAUCACUUCCUGGGGGUAUGGCUGUGGUCGGAAGGAUUCGCCCGGUGUGUACACAAAGGUCAGCAAAUUCGUACCCUGGAUCAAGAAAGUGACCAAGCUAAAAUGAAGAUGACUGAGAUAUAGGAAUUUCAGCAUAUGCUCCCUUUGCCCUGCAGCAGCAGAAGGCUGUGGCUUCUGGUUUGUGACUGAUGGAGAUUUAUUUUGUCAUUGGACAUUGGCAAAAGAUUUUAAUCUAGAACUGGAAGGAAAACAGUUAUGACUGAUUUUCAAAGUCUUUGGUUUCACUUUAGUCUGUAAUCGCUAAGCAGAGAAAGCAGGUGCACAGUGGUGACAAUGAUCAAUAUACGUUGCUCUGCAUAUCUGAAUCCUUUAAUGCAAUCACACUUAUUCCUUUGCCCUGGUACACAGAAAUGGUAGAAGUAGAGAGAUACCUACUGCUGAAAAUCUAUUCAUGGUUGUAUGUUUGGACAAUUGAACAUGCUGCAAAGAGAGGUGAGAUGCUUGGAAGAUGGCACCAGGGGCUGGCAUAGUGGAAAUCUUCAGAUUUUUUUCAUGACAGCUCUCUUCUGUUCCAGGAAUCAGAAGAUUUGACCUGAGUUGAGGAACAGGUCAACAGUUGGGUAUUUUAGCUUCCCUGUUAUGUCUCUAGGGGGAACCUUUUCUCUUCUGAAUAGUAGGUCUGCUCCCAUAGGAUCCCUUUCAAGUGUCUGCCUGGACUGAGAUGCUUGUCCCUCUUGCCGUGAUCUUCUGUCACACAUUUCCGACUGCCAGAUGCUAUGGUUUUAUUGCUGCUUUUUUGGUAUAGUAGUUUGUGUGUGUGAUUGGGCUUUUUUUUUUUGUUUCCUUAAAGUAGCAUCUUCUAGAAUCUGUUGUUGGUGUGAGAGGCAGUAGAUUACUAAGAAGAACUCAAAAAUCUGACCUCAAGUGGGUGAAUAGACAUGUUAUUUUUCUUUAAAUGCAAAUGUAAUGUUAAUCUCAAACAUUUAGGUGUUGAAUAAUGAUUUAACAGCACUGUGGGGACUUCCUAGUAGUCCCUUAUUCAUCAUAUUUAUUAGCUGCCCUUUGUGCUGCUAGUCUUUAAUAUCUCCGUGUUCACAGUUUGCCAUGAAACAUGGAAUUACUCCGGGGUAUAGAUACACCUCAAGCAAAUUAAUCACUCCUUCUGAAAAACAGUAAGUGCUUUGCAAAGCAGCUUCCCAAUUUCAUGAACUGUGUCCUAUUCUUGGAACCUCUGGGCCAUGCUUCCUUUUUUCUCUUCUUUGCACUUUUUCUCUUUUCAUUCCUCUCAGUGGGAGUAAACUGGCUUAACUUGAGGGUAUGCAAGCACUGUCAUCAAGCUGUAGUUCUCAGCCUGAACAGACAUAAUGCUGAGAGAAAGCAGGGGUUAUUGAAUAUUACAGUUUCUUCCUUCUGUCUCAUCCAAACAAAUGAACAGAGUUCCCUCUUAUGCCUUAAGCACUUGUAAAAUUAAUAUAUUAUUCUUGAGUAGUAAAAAAAGGCUAAGUGCCUUCAGAGUUGUGCUGUGCAGUAUCUUCUCACUGUGUACAGAUGAGGCAGAGAGGAGACAGGUCUGUGCAGGAGGAGGAGCAAAAAGCUUUGAUGUAUAACCAAGGGCUUGAAUGUGGAGGAUUGAUACAGGAUGGGACAUGUGGAACUUGUGGAACUUUUGGGUAGGCACUAACUGGGUCAGGCACUGACCUGCUGCCUGGAAGGUUUGCAUUGAGGUGUUCAGUAUCUGGGUAUUACCAAAGCAAGAACAGAAGGCAGAGUACAAUCUGUGGAUUAGCAAUGUCAUAUUAGAGGGCAUAUGGUGACAGAAUCCUAGAAAUUGCCUUGGAUUCAAGAAGUAGUGAUUGCCUAAAGUUUUAAUUUGUCUUCUAAAAAUUAGCUUAAUGUAGAGGUGCUGAUCUGACUAGGUUGGCUGAUUUUUUUGUGUGAAGGCUAAACUAAAGAUUUUCAUUUACCCUUUCCAGGUAUUAUAGGAUAGUUGGGCUACCAGUGUUGCAAUGAACUGUUCUAAAAUCCUGCUUGCAAACUUUAUUGUAAUGAAGAAUCGUUGGAAUCUUUAAAACAUGCAAUGUCAGGACCCCUGCAAACUGGCCUUUGAGACAAACCUGAUCCGUUUGUGCCUCUUCUUGAGGUGCUGAAUGUGUUCAUCACAGCUUUGUGCUGAUAACCCUGUUUAAAAUGCCAGACUUGAUCCCUUGGCAUCACUCUGCUUGGCUCCACACUAGUCAUGCUUCCUAUGGCUCCUGGCAGAGUCUCUAAAAUGCAAGUUGCAGACUUCUGCUUACCUCACAGGAAUUAAAUGCCAAGUUUUACACUGGUAGGAGCAGUACCCAUCUGGGAAACAUGGAGGGAUUUGACUUUUACCUUCAGCCUCCCUUGAGCCAGCAGCUCAAAUGGAGUUUCUGUGCCUUGGGUGCUGUCACAUCUCUAGUUUAACCUGGUUUGAUCUUUCAGUUUAUACCCAUAACCCCAACAGGCAUAGAAACACCCAAAGGAUGACACUGUGAGGAUAUUUCCCUAAGCUUACUUAGCGAGUGGCCAUUCAGGAGUUAGCAUAAAUUACCAUGUAACACAACUUAGAUGCAGGCCUAGCAUUGUCUUCUGAAAUGCCCAUGUUCUAGUUAAAAAUAUUUCUUUCUCCUAGAUCUUGUCACUAUGAAAGCUGUGAGAGUCCCUAUAAUUAAAACCCUUCCAGUCCUGCAUGAGCCAGGAGGAAGGAAGGAAGUAUCCAAUCUCCUUUGCCUGCUUUUAUAUCUUCCUGGUGCUGUAGGCAAGCCUGUCAGUACUCUCCUAGGUUGAGCUGGCCUGUUUCUGGAUACAGCUGUUGCUCUUCACUGUUUAACCUGGGGCUGUGGCCCAAACCAAACUCAUGUGCUUUGCCACUUAGGCUGUGCCACUGGAACUGCCUAGUUGGAUGGGCAGCACUCAGUCACCCUAGGACUGUAUUUUGUAAAGUUGGACAGCAGCAGAUGUUUCAAAAGAUAGCAUGUGUGAGUUGUACUGAACAAGUUUUAGCAACCUUUCCUUUUGGGGAAUUUUGUUUUUGACCCAUUUAAAUUAAUUACUUGCAUUACUAUUAUCGUCAUUAAAAAUGAAGUACAAAUACUUGAUCCUCUAGGUGUUGUACAAACACUGUGCACUAUCCUUUUGUCAUUCUUUUUUUUUUUUCCUAAAGCAUAAUAGUUUAUAUCCCUAACUUUUAAAAACUAUUUAAUGUAACCAGCCUUCAUCUUCCAUAUAAAUGGUUAAUGUUUUUGGUUUUAAUCUAAGCUCUCAAACUCAGUACUUUCUGGCAAUGAAAACAUUAUAAUUUUAUUCUCCAUAGCACAUAAUUUCUUUUUAUGGUUUCUGAAUUAAUUGCCUUUUGUUUUCAUUGAAUACCAUCUGUCCUUGUGUUCUCAGCCAUGAGAGGAAAUAAGGGGCCUGGCUUUAUAUCCUCUGUUACGCAUUAUUCUAGAGAUAGUUCCUUUUCCAAGACUGUGGCUUCUCUGUCUCUCUUCAAUCCAAACUGUCUGGGUAUCUGAUAACAUGCUGAGUCUUUCUCUGUGUCUUCUCUUUCUGAUGGAUCUUUAAAUUUUGGUAAACAACUGAAUACAAUUUGCCAGGGGAGGCUGUAUCCCCUGCUGAUUAUUUGAGUACAAUUUUCUAUAGCAGGCAAUUCUGUAAGUGAUUUCAGUGCUGUGUCUGUAUGCUGGAGCUAGUUUUAAACUUGCUGGUGUGGUCUUGGUGGCAGCCUUGCUACAAGAGGAUGAAAAACCGCUGAGGUCAGUUCCCCCUGUGUCUCAGGUAGGUGCAGCAGUCCCACUGAGCUCACAGAAAUUGCUGUAGGUCUGUCUGUGGAGCUCUGGGCAGGGAGCACCUGGAAAGCUGUGUAGACCUUUGCCUGUGCUGACAUAUGAGGAGGUCUGAGACAAUCCACCUUCACAGCAUUAGUCCUGGAUAAGGCUAAUGCAUGUGCACUGGUUCCAGGAGCUGAGAGCUCAGUCAGUGCUGCUGGUGGCUGCACUCUGCCAUGCAUGCUCUGAGAGAACUUUCCAUAGCACAGUGGCGCAUCAUGGUUGUGUGAGAAAAGGGAACAUCACUGUGAGUGGCUAGGAGCAUUGGCAGGAGGAGAAACAUGGCUAUGGUAAGGAUCUAAGGAGCAGCUCCUAUCCCUCUUCCAGAGAAUGUCCCAGUGCUCCAAAGGCUGCCUCAGUGCUGGGGUGUUCCUGAUCUGCAGUGCCUGCAGUGGUACUAUCCCAAACCUGUUCACAUUUUUGGCCACCUGAAGUUGGAUUAAAUAUUUAUCACUUUUUUGUGGCUGAACACUGUUCUGAUGAUUUCUGUGAAUUAUGUUCUAUGCUAUAAUUAAUCAGGCAGCUGUUUAUUAACCUGGACAGGAUGUCAAUUAUCCUUGUAAUCUCUGUAAAUUUAUAGCAGAAAUUAACAGAUCAGUUUCUCAAAGGUAUGAGUGGAGACACUGGUGAGGAACCAGGAAAAUAGGUAUUUGCUCUUUCAGGGGUAGAUCUGCCUUUUGUCUGUCUUCCUUUCUUCCUGGAGCCUGUAUCCUGAAGUCUCUUCACCUCAAAAGAGCUGCAGUGAUUCAUCAACCACUUGAAGACAGAUUUUUAUGUGUAUAUUCAGCAAUCAGAUGAGAACUUUGGAGAGAUGAAACUACACUGUGGUAUUUAACACUAUCUUGAUAGACUCACUGGGAAUUUCUUACAGCUAUAGAGAACACAAUCACCUCUGGUGAUAACUAAGUUGGAACUACUCCUUGUAGAACAAGGCACUGUGACCUGGACUAAUGCACAUCUCCUGGGCUGUGUUUUCAGUUGUUUGGAAAAAUACUUAAUUUUCCACAUCAGAAACUUCUUUGUGUAGUAGCCCACCCAAGUCCUACUAAAAUCCUUUUCUACUAAGGGCUGAAUACCUCUGAAAUCAGUCCAGUGCCAAAGCUGUCAUGUCCCCUGGAUCAACACCAAUGGCUCACAAGGUAUGUUAAUAAAUGGAUUAUAAUGUGA